This is a messenger RNA of Lycium barbarum (goji berry), 2317 nucleotides long. RefSeq names its product laccase-12-like. Gene Ontology annotation, molecular function: hydroquinone:oxygen oxidoreductase activity; copper ion binding. Lineage: Eukaryota; Viridiplantae; Streptophyta; Magnoliopsida; Solanales; Solanaceae. The coding region runs from base 144 to 1868 and encodes 574 amino acids. Gene Ontology annotation, biological process: lignin catabolic process. The record is from RefSeq and is a predicted model, not a curated record. The transcript is spliced from 6 exons. Gene Ontology annotation, cellular component: apoplast.
UGCUGAACAAAGUUUUGAGAACAUAAUCUGUCAACAUCUUUCAACCUCUCCCUCUACUUCUUCCCCCAUAAAAGCAAAGCCUCAACUCUAUAAUCUUUCAUAAGCAAACACUGAUUUGCAUAUCUACUAAGAAAACGAAAGCAAUGGAGGCCUUCAAAAGCAUUGCGAACCCUUCGAGUUCUUUCUUUGUUAUAUGCAUUUUGCUUCUCUUGGUGAAUGCAGCAUCUGCAAAAACUCAUUACCAUGACUUUGUUGUUCAAGCAACACCAGUGAAGAGGCUGUGCAAAACCCAAAACACCGUAACGGUGAAUGGACAAUUCCCCGGACCAACAUUGGAAGUAAAUAAUGGUGAUACUCUGGUGGUUAACGUUGUCAAUAGAGCUCGAUACAAUGUCACCAUUCACUGGCAUGGGGUUAGGCAAAUGAGAACAGGAUGGGCAGAUGGACCAGAAUUUGUCACUCAGUGUCCAAUUAGACCAGGAAAGAGCUAUACUUACCGGUUUACAAUUCAAGGACAAGAAGGGACACUUUGGUGGCACGCCCACAGCUCAUCGUUAAGGGCUACUGUUUAUGGAGCUAUAAUUAUCCACCCAAAAGAAGGAGAAAACUAUCCAUUUCCUAAGCCCAAAAGAGAAACACCAAUUCUGCUAGGUGAGUGGUGGGAUGCAAACCCUAUUGACGUUGUAAGACAAGCUACAAGAACUGGGGCAGCUCCUAAUAUAUCUGAUGCAUACACCAUCAAUGGUCAACCAGGUGAUCUCUACAAGUGUUCCAAACAAGAUACCACCAUAGUCCAUGUGAACUCCGGCAAAACCAACCUCCUUCGAGUUAUCAAUGCUGGACUGAACCAACAGCUUUUCUUUACUGUGGCCAACCACAAGCUUACUGUUGUUGGAGCAGAUGCUUCUUAUGUUAAACCCUUCACAACAUCAGUCCUUAUGCUCGGACCAGGCCAGACAACUGAUGUCCUGAUCAAAGCUGACCAACCACCAGCCAGAUACUACAUGGCAGCGCGUGCAUACGCAAGCGCUCAAGGCGCCCCGUUUGAUAAUACCACAACCACUGCCAUCCUCGAGUACGAGACAUCCUCUUGUUCUUCUAAUUGUGCCAAGACUACUCCAGUUUUCCCAUCUUUACCAGCAUAUAAUGACACAGUCACUGCUACAGCCUUCACAACCAAAUUCAGAAGCCCAAGAAAGGUUGAGGUGCCCACUGAAAUCGAUGAAAAUCUAUUCUUCACAGUCGGGCUGGGACUCAAGAACUGCCCAAGAGGUGCAAGCUCCAGAAAUUGUCAAGGUCCAAAUGGAACUCGAUUCGCUGCCAGUAUGAACAAUGUUUCUUUUGUGCUACCAUCCAACUUUUCGCUGCUACAAGCCCAUCACCAGGGCAUACCUGGUGUUUUCUCAACUGAUUUCCCAGCUGUGCCACCUACAAAAUUUGAUUAUACUGGAAACGUAAGCAGGUCGCUGUGGCAACCUAUUCGAGGAACUAAGUUGUACAAGCUGAAAUAUGGGGCAAAAGUGCAAGUUGUGUUACAAGGGACAAGUAUCUUCACAGGUGAAAACCACCCAAUUCAUCUUCACGGAUAUGAUUUUUACAUCAUUGCAGAGGGGUUCGGUAACUUUAAUCCAAAGAGAGAUACAGCUAAAUUCAACCUUGUUGAUCCACCUCUCAGAAACACGGCCAGUGUACCCGUUAAUGGAUGGACAGUCAUCAGAUUUGUCGCUGACAAUCCAGGAGCGUGGAUAAUGCACUGUCACUUGGAUGUUCACAUUACAUGGGGUCUGGCAAUGGUGUUCAUCGUAGAAAAUGGAGUUAGUGAACUGGAAUCAUUGGAGGCUCCUCCAGUAGACUUUCCUGUCUGUUGAGGACUGCAACAAGCAACAUAAAACAAAAUCCCCCUAGAGAAAUCAACUUAAUUGUUUUAGUCAUUCUAAGUGAUACUGUUCCUCCCAUUGUUUUUGCUCUACUACAUUUUCCCCCCUUUUCCUAGAAUUUCAGGUCAAGAUGGUGUCAAAAGUUGUCACUGAAUUCACCAUCUGUCGUAGAAUUUAGCCAGCAUAUUCCCAAAUUAAAGCAAUUGUAUUGUUACGCGCGAAAUUACACAGAAGAAUUUGUUUGAGUUUGAGCUAAAUUUGGUGACCAUUCCACAAAAGCAGUACUACAAUUAUGAACUGCAUAUACUAGAAAGAGACCUGGCAUGAUUCAUUGCAUAUCGAAAAUCAUUAGUAGUAAGAAUUGCUCCUUUGUAUAAAAUGGAAAAAAAGACAGAUCUUUCGAGAAAUUAAAGAUAUCCCAUUUGAGACUAGUUCUAUUU